AUUUUAGUAAACAAAACCCAUUCUCAAAAUGUCAAGUUUAACUUUGGGUCUGUGGAAUUCCAAUCAAUUAAAACGCAUUAAAAUUGAGAAUGUAAACUUGGAUGGCAAAGUGGAAGAGUUUAAAAGUGUGGCCAAAAAGAAUUUGGGUGGAAAUCAUGACAUAGAAUUGUCCUAUUGUGGGGUAAUCAUGGAGGAUGAGAAUACUUUAUCGUCGUACGGGGUGACUCCUGGUGUUAUUGUGUAUGGCUUGGAAAAGAAAAAACCUUUGAUUGAGGUACCAAAGAAAAAAUAUACAGAGGUUGAUGUACAACAAAUUGUUGUGGCUUUUAAGUCUUUUACAAUGUCGAGUGGGUACAGAAAUGCCUUGCAGCGGUUAUCAAGGGUUGAAGUUCUGGACAAAAUAAAAGCUGCCAUUCCAGGUUUAGGCGAUGAUCCUGUAGCUUUGGCAAUAAUCCAAGACCCUGAGCUUAUCGUGCACAUGUCGGACCCUGAUACGGUCCGUAAAGUAUCGGAAACGCACCCUGUCUUAAUUGAAGCUGCAAAUUACAUAGCUGCACAUAUCAGAGAAGAACACACAAUGAAUCCUCUACAAGCGGGAACAAGCACUGGGUAUUCUUACUCCUUGGAAGCCCUAUCAGACGAUGAUGACUUGGAUUCGGACACAAACAUGCAACAGCACCCUCUAUCGCGAAAUUCCUCUUAUAACGCCAUAACAGCUGCGCAGCUAGCAGCUGCCAUAGCAAACGCUACAAAUACCGCAUUUAACACUAACAGUGCUGGAAUGCCGACUACUCCCAGCGGUAGCAGUCUGAUAACCAAUGAGAUGUUUAAUAGUGCAAUGCAACAUGCUUUUACUACAGCUUCGGAACCCUCUUACCCCAUGCCAAUGACUCCCACGGAAGAUAUAAGGACGAGGUUGCAGCCCCAGCUGCAGCAAAUGCAUGAGUUGGGGUUGUUGAAUGAUAUGGUCAAUGUAAGGGCUUUGCAGGUUACUGGGGGGGAUGUACAGGCUGCUAUUGAACUUGUUUUUAAUGGUACCAUCGAUUGAUGCGUUUAAUUUUGGAAUUUAUUGUGUUGUAUGUAAUAUUUGCUUUAAUUUUAUUUGUAAUAAAUUAAAAUGUACCCAAA
Molecule: messenger RNA, 1128 nt
Organism: Brassicogethes aeneus
Lineage: Eukaryota; Metazoa; Arthropoda; Insecta; Coleoptera; Nitidulidae
Source: the annotation of a GenBank genome assembly